Molecule: messenger RNA, 3029 nt
Organism: Harmonia axyridis
Lineage: Eukaryota; Metazoa; Arthropoda; Insecta; Coleoptera; Coccinellidae
Product: piggyBac transposable element-derived protein 4-like
Exons: 2
Coding region: 552-2393 (613 amino acids)
Source: RefSeq, a predicted model, not a curated record
UUACAUUUGUCAUUGGAUGUUUGAUACGACACUGGCGGUCGAUGUUACGGGCUUAGACAAUUUCAUUUUCGCUCGAGAAACAACGGAAAAAUAUUUUCAGUCAUUUUAUUAAACACGUUCACUGCGGCACGUAUCCCGGGCGGCAUGUAUUGUGCCUUAAAGCUACUGCGGUCUGGAAUGCAUGAAUAAAAGACUCCAGUGCGAAAGCCAUAAACAAGUUGUUUCUUGACCGAUUUACACGAAACAAAGACCUAUGGAUUUCUAUUUCAAAAUCCAACUUAUUUCAAUGAUUUUCACCACACAUGCCCCCGGGGAUACGUGCCGCACACAAAUGAUAUUUUCUAAGUUCAGUGCGACACAUGCCUCCUAGGGCAUGUGAGUUUAUUCUUGUUUAUUCCUGUUCAUUCUGAGACCAAACAGCAAGAGAAUAGUGCGUAUGUAUCAUUUCUCCUCGGUAGUUAGCGUCUGUGUGGUUAGGUAGUUUGUGUUCUUCGGGUAUUGCCUAAUAGUGUGUGAUCAAAAAGUCUGAAAGAUCGAGAUUUAUUGUGGAAAUGGCAAGAAGGAAAAGAGAAGAAAAUGUAUGUUAUGGAGAAGUGACAAAUAGAAACAGGGAAGAAACCAUCAUUUCAGUAGCAGAGAUAAAUAAUAAUGAUGUACCAGAAAUAGCUGUAAGUAUUGAAGGUAAUAAUCUCCAUAGUGGCAAUGAUAUACAAGCGGGGAUUUCUUGUGAAAAUGAAUUGCAAACGAAAGGAAAUACUUAUCAGAAUGAGGAAGAAGGACAACAUGAAAUGGAAGGCGAAGAACUAGAUUUUUCCGACAUUGACAGUGCAAAUGAACCUUUUGGGAGUGAUGACUCUGUAGUUGACAAAGACUACUCUCCAGAUUCUUCAACGGAUAGCGAUAUCAGGGAAAAUGAUGCCCGUGAUUCUGAAACUCCACUCAGCUCUGACGACGCAGUACCGAGUACAAACGACGUUGAAACAACUCAAUCUGAUAGUGGAGAAUGGAACAGAAUUGGUGGAGGUGAGGAAAAUUCUGAGUUCAGAGUUGAAAAAUGUACUCUAGCUAAUAUUGACGCAAGUGAAAUAAGAAAUCCGAUCGAUAUAUUCAAUUUAUUCAUCACAGAUGAUAUAUUAGAUAUCAUAGUUACAGAAACCAACAAUUAUGCUGCUCAACAACUGCUCAAUACUAACCAUUCAAGAAAGUCUCGGUUAAAUGCAUGGACUAAAACGAAUUGGGGCGAAAUCCGAGCUUUUUUGGGUGUUACUCUAGCUAUGGGCUUGACGGAAGUACCCCACAUCAAUUUAUACUGGUCUAAAGACGACAUUUUUUACAACAAAUUCAUUUCAAAUACGUUUCGUCGGGAUCGUUAUCUUUUACUAUUGAAAUUACUUCAUUUUGAAAACAACGAAACCUGUGACAUUUCCAAUCGUUUGUACAAAAUCGAAAAAGUAGUUUCGAAGUUACUCCAAAACUUCCAAACUAUCCUUCAACCUGGAAAUAUACUUGUCAUUGAUGAGUCAAUGGUGCCAUUUCGAGGAAGACUAAAGUUUCGACAAUACAUACCCAACAAAACUCAUAGAUAUGGCAUAAAGUUGUAUAAACUUUGUUCACCAGAAGGCUUCAAUACAAUAAUUUAUACUGGAAAAGGUGAAACAAAUCCUGAUCUAGGACAUUCCCAGUCCAUUGUUAUCAAAUUGCUCCAAUGUGUAGAGAACAAAUCCGGUAAAUUAUUAUUUGCCGAUAAUUUUUAUUCGGGAAUAUCGCUUGUCAAGAACUUAAUGCAGAACGAAAACAUGAUGUAUUGUGGAACCCUUAGAGCUAAUCGGAGAGACAUUCCCAAGGUUUUCAAAUUGAAAAAGAAGAUGAAAUCAGGAGAAAUUUUUGGUGAGGAGAAGGACGGGGUGAAAAUUAUCAAGUGGAUGGAUAAGCGUCCAGUACUAAUGAUAUCAAGCGUUUCGGAUCACAACACAAAGGUUUUUCCAGUUGGAAAGAAAAAUAGGAAAGGGGAAGAUGUCCUCAAACCAAAAUGCAUAACAGAUUAUAAUGCUGCUAAGAAAGGUGUCGAUUAUUCGGACCAAAUGUCUUCCUACCAUAGCGUGCUUCGCAAAAGCAUGAAAUGGUAUAGAAAGGUGAUGUUAGAACUAAUUCUUGGCACAGCUGUUGUCAAUUCGUUGAUAAUAUACAACAUGUGUGCAAGGACGAAGCUGAGCGUAACAGAAUUCAGGCGACAACUGGCAUAUUCUCUGAUCCAACCUCCUGAAAAACCAAAAACCCCUAGGAGAAGGACCCAUAAUUUUUGCAAACCUGAAGGUCCAGGUAGAGAACGAAGAAAGCUUUGCAAGGGAUGUCGCCAGAUUCUGAAAUCUUCAUGUUUGGAUAUAGAGAAAUAGACAAAAAAGUUCGCAGGGUUAUUUCUUUUUGUUCAGAAUGUCCUGGGCAACCUGGAUACUGCUUAACAUGUUUCAAUUCAGCACAUUCAUAACUCUUUUUUGAUGAAAUUAACAUUUAAUAAUAUAAUUACCAGAAUGACAAUGUUAAGUUUACUAAUAUACAGUCAAACCUGUGUAAGUGACAACUGGGUAAGCGAGAAAACUCUUUAAGUGAGUGGAAUUGCCUGGUCCCGUCAUUUUUAGCCCCUAAAACCUCUAUGUGUGAGAAAUAGAAGCCUCUAUAAGAGAAAGUCGUGAACCGCCAGAUAUAUUUGUGUUCGAACCUCUAUAACUAAGACUGCUAUUUGUCUAUAACUCUAUAAGCGAGAGUCUGGCAUGGAGGUAGUUCCCCGAAAACAUAAACACAUGUUUUCGGGGAAUUACCUAACAUUGUCUUUGUGGAAAUCUGGCCCUCACUUUUAAUACAAUCGAUGUAACUACCUUACCCCAGUUGACAUCAAGUGCUAAGAAAGCUUAAGUCUAGCGCAAUGUCUAAAAGAAAAAUCCGAGUUUUAUCUCUGAGUGAAAAACUUAAGAUCGUGAAUGCGUUUGAGUGUGGAAAAUCGCGUAAUGAAAUUCAGAGUGAGUUUGGUCUAC